AUGAUUGUUUAUCGUGGUCAAACAAUAUCAAUGAAUGAAUUAAAAUCUAUUCAAGAAAAUGUUGGUCAAUUAAUAUCUUUGAAUAGUUUUAUAUCGACUACAUUCGAACAGACAACAGCGGAAGCUUUUAGUUUGAGUGGAGAUCCAUCAGGAGAACAUGUCAUAUUUCAAAUUCAUGUUAAUAAAAAUAUUGUCAAUUCAAAACCAUUUGCGAACAUUUCAAGUAUUAGUCAAUUUUUCGAAGAACGAGAAGUUUUAUUCAUGGCAGGAUCUAUCUUCGAAAUAAAAAGAACAACUUUUUCUGAAUUAUCUAAUACAUGGAAUAUUGAAUUACAUUUAUGUAAUGAUGAUGCUUAUGAACUUAAUGAUGUUUAUCAAGAAGAUAAAAAUAUUGCAUCCAAGGAAAAGUCACCAUUUUCCUUAGCUGCUGUAUUACUUCGAAUGAAUCUAUUCGAUAAAGCUAAGAAAUAUUAUGCACGAUUACUUGACGAAGAAUUAAUCAAUAAAAUUCCAUUAAUUGAUCUUACAGUGAAUUGCUAUUGGGGAUUAGGUAAUGUUGCUCGAAAACAAGGAGAUUAUGAUAUAUCAUUGGCUUAUAACUGUUUAGCCAUUGAACAAUCUCAAGAUCGACCUGAACUUUUACUUCGUAGUUAUAAAUAUAUUAGUAUGAACUAUUUAGAAAUCGAUUCGAUAUCAGAAGCUCUUGAAUAUCAAAUGAAAGCAUUAGAAAUUCAACGAGAAAUUAAUGAUGCUCAUGAUGAAAUUGCAGAUACAAUGUUUAACAUUGGAACAAUAUUUUCUAGAACACUGAAAUCUGACAACGAUUCAGUCUUGGAUUAUUUUUUUCAAGCACUCAAAAUUUAUCAAGAAUUGAAUAUGUUUGAUGAAAUAAUACGAUGUUUUCAUGCUCUUGGAGAAGUCUACCUAAGGAAAAAUGAGAAAGGAGUAGCUCUGGAUUAUCAUUUAAAAGCAUUACAAUUGAUUGAUACACAUUUUACUACUUAUCUUCCCUAUCGCAUCAUUUCAUGUGAAUAUAUUGCAAGAAUAUAUGAAUCAAUGCGAGAUUAUAUGCAAGCAUUUAAAUAUUAUAAUGAGGCGCUGAAUGCUAAAUUAAAAUAUGAGCCAGUCAAUGAUCCAAAGAUUGCAAGCAGCUAUGCAGACAUAGCUGGAGUCUAUCAUAUGAAAGGAGAUUUUGCAAAGGCUAUUGAGAUGUAUGAUAAAGCCAUAGAAGUUUGGCAAUAUACACAACCAAUAUCCAAUCCCCAUAUCAAAUCACUAGCAGAAUUACGAAAUAAUCUUCAAGAAUGUAUUGAGUAA
Molecule: messenger RNA, 1317 nt
Organism: Rotaria sp. Silwood2
Lineage: Eukaryota; Metazoa; Rotifera; Eurotatoria; Philodinida; Philodinidae
Source: the annotation of a GenBank genome assembly